UGCGUUUUGACAUGUAGCAAACAGCAGCAGACAGAAGUGUCCAGGAAACGGUGUCGUUUCAGGCUAGACGAUGCGUUUUGAUCUCACUUCGGUUCUUCCAGGCUUUUCGUGAUCCCUGCAAUCAAACCACCUUGUCUAUGUCUCUGUAUCCCAAAAUGCUGCGUUUGAAGUUCGUGGAGUUUCCUUCCAUCUCUCUUCGGAGAUCGGAAUCGGACAGUCUAAAUUCUGUCAGAUUCGUAUUCGGGGUACCCGCCAUGGAAGAGGCAGAGAAGAAGAAAGACGAAGACGAGAAUGAAGAGCUGUUGAGAUUCACGAGGGCAGGUAAAUAAGGUGGCGAACACACCGAUGUACACAAGUUGGAUGAGCAUUUAAGCUCCCACUCAUUCAAGAGAUAACCACAUCUCAUACUACAUUUAUCUCUUAAUAUUGACAGAGAUGGGGAUGGCGACAAUGGUGGUAGGCUGACUGGGCUAGAUGGAUUUCAUUUUUCAAUUCGAGAAUUUUGUAUCUGAUGAAAUUGCCGAGAGGAUCAAUAUGCAGCAAUCUACACAAGACUGUAUCACAUGAAACUGCAGGAAUUUUUUGCACUGCAUGAUGUCAGAAAUAAUGGUAAAUCCUCGGUGGCGAUCUGUUGAAUUGGGAAAGUAGUUGGUUUCUCUUGUAUAAAAGGAGGAUAUAAAAUGGAUGUUGAUGGCAGUAAGCUCAUCUGUAUUCUUAAUAAGAAUUGGUUUGAAAUAGACGAUAUCGUUAUCAAUAUUCUUUCAAGGCUGUCUGUUAAGUCCAUUACCUUAUGCAAGUCUGUUUCUAAAGAUUGGUAUAGGUUGAUAAACUCCCCUCCUUUCAUCAAGACACAGUUAAUCUGGUCCAAAGAAAACCCCUUAUAUAUUGUUUACCCUCAUAUGUAUUUCAUUCCGAAUGUAUAUUUCAUGGAGGGCAAUGGGGAAAUCAUUGACAGGAUUCCUCUUCCAGCUUGCAGAAAUUUUUCCUCUCUUAGUAUGAUUUGUUCCUUCAAUGGUUUGAUCUGUUGCAUCAACUAUGCCAGUCCUUUAGAUAUGACUGAGGUUUCUGACUUGGAUAUCCUGAUCUGCAAUCCUGCUAUUCAAGAAGUCCUAGUACUUCCUAAUGGUAGCCCAUCCAUUGAGGAUCCUUCAAUUGGAGUUGCUUUUGGCCCUGGAAUCAAUGAAUAUAAAGUGUUUCGGUUCUUCUAUGCUGCAUGUGAAUUAAAAGUCAAACAUCUAGAGUGUGAGGUUUAUUCAUCAAUGACUGAAUCAUGGAGAAGAAUAGAAAGUGUGGAACACUGUCCCAUGGAUUCAACCCAUGUAUUUGUAAAUGGAAGAGUGUACUGGUUUAUCUGUUCAGAAGAACACCCAGUUCCUGGCUCCAUCCUUUCAGUUGACAGGGAUGAAAAUUUCAGAGAAAUUAGGCUUCCGGAUGAGUUCUCUGAGAACUCAUUCUUGAUUGAUCUUGACGGUUGCUUAUCACUGGUGGUUGUAUAUGAUGAGGAUGAGGAAAAAAUGAGCAUUUGGGUUUUGAAGGAUUGUAAUGAGUCUAUUUGGGAGAAGAAAUGCAGUGAUUAUAUUCCCAUUGAUGCUAUUGAAUGUGUUGACUCUGUAGCUGCACGAAAAAAUGAGAUAUUUUUCAUAACUUCAGCCCAUUAUCUUGUCUUCAAUGUGGAUUACAAGACUUGGACAGAACUUGACAUAGCUGGUACAUUUGAAGAGAAUUUCCCUGUUGCAUUUGCAUUCACUGAAAGCCUUCUUCCAUGUAAUAGGCCCCUUGGUUCCUAGAUAGAGGGCAGAUUCCAAUCAGAAAACAGGAGGACCUUGAACGUUGUCCUGUAUUCUUCCUUCUUGCCAUGUGGAGGCUCUUUUUGUGCAACUUAUCAUUGGACUGAUAGAAAGAAGUGAUAUGUUGACAGCAGUGCAAUUGCUUCCAGUUUUUCAUUCUAGUCUUAUGCUUUCCUGUGUUUUUUCAACUUUCUUCUUAGUUUGCUAGAAGCUGGUUCAAAUACAACCAGCAGGUGUUGGCUCUUCUAAGUACUAUGUCUAGACUUUUCAGUUUAUUUUCUCUUUGGUUAUGAAUAGCUUGUGAUGCCUUUCCCCGAGCCAAGACUUCUUCUGUUUAUCCUGUCUGGUUAAACUCUAGUGAGAGUUUAACGUCUAGCAUGUAUGGGCUUUUCUUUAGUUUUCUGUUGGAACUGCUUCUUUUCAUGUUCUGUUUGGUUGCCUACUGCCGGAAAAUUAUGUGAAUUAUUUUUCGGGACAA
This is a messenger RNA of Vitis vinifera (wine grape), 2265 nucleotides long. Its product is annotated as F-box protein At1g30790. Gene Ontology annotation, molecular function: protein binding. The transcript is spliced from 7 exons. Bases 681 to 1787 code for a protein of 368 amino acids. The record is from RefSeq and is a predicted model, not a curated record. Lineage: Eukaryota; Viridiplantae; Streptophyta; Magnoliopsida; Vitales; Vitaceae.